CAAGAGGAUGUGUGUAUACAGUCCAGAGCUUGAUCAGAGUGCACAAACAACACGCUCCUGGUGAAGACCAUGAAGCCCAAGUCUCUCUGUGUCCCCCGGCUUGGCCUCUUUGAGGACGACAGAUACAGGCGACAGGUCGAUACCGGCGCACCGGAGCAGAACCAGAGAGAGAAACCCAGAGAUCUGCACUUCACUUUACUGCCAGAGAGAUCUCCAUACGAGCCUUUAGUGGAAGACGACAGCCAACACAAACUAAAGGAGGAAAAGAAAGCAAAAAAGAAAGAAAAGUAUAAAAAAUACAGAAAGAACGUAGGAAAGGCUCUUCGCUACAGUUGGAAAUGUCUGAUGUUGGGUCUGCAGAACUUCACUGUGGGAUAUUCCACUCCUCUUUCUGCUGCUGCUUCAGUUGUCCCAGAUUUCCAUCCGGGAGGAGCCUGGGGUUGAGACAAUCUGUGACCAGCAUUUGUACUUUAUUUGUACCUUUAUGGACCAUUUAAUGCUGCAUGUCCAGAUGCUUAUUAAAAAUGGACAAUACAUCUGCCCUGGGCAGCUUUACCUGUCAUGCUGUAAAUUGUUCAAUUGUUGUAAAUAUCUUCUCUUUGAAUUUGUGUUAAAGUGGAGUUUUCAUCUUGCAUUAGUGAUUUACAGCUAUAAGAAAGGCAUGGAUCUCUUUUUACUCUCAGAUCUAUCUGUAUAUAUUUUGCUUUGAUUGAAAGAAUAUGAAUUUCUGUACUGAAGUAAUGAAAUAUUUUUGUAUUAUAGAACUAUAGGCUACUGAUAGUGUUGAUACUGUAAUUAUUUCAUGCAUAGCCUGCAAUUUUUCUCUUUCACUCUUCAGCAAGUUGCAAGUGAUAUGGUCACCUGAAUUCAUGCUGCAUAGAUGUAAUGAUGACAAAGGUGAAAGUGAUUUAGACUCUUUACUGGAAGUGAAAGUGAAAGUGACGUGACAUGUGGCCAAGUAUGGUUACCCAUACUAGGAAUUAGUGCUCUGCAUUUA
Molecule: messenger RNA, 997 nt
Organism: Sinocyclocheilus rhinocerous
Lineage: Eukaryota; Metazoa; Chordata; Actinopteri; Cypriniformes; Cyprinidae
Exons: 2
Coding region: 70-444 (124 amino acids)
Source: RefSeq, a predicted model, not a curated record